This is a messenger RNA of Cheilinus undulatus (humphead wrasse), 1528 nucleotides long. Its product is annotated as G-protein coupled receptor 26-like. The record is from RefSeq and is a predicted model, not a curated record. Gene Ontology annotation, molecular function: G protein-coupled receptor activity. Gene Ontology annotation, biological process: adenylate cyclase-activating G protein-coupled receptor signaling pathway. Gene Ontology annotation, cellular component: membrane. Bases 1 to 1062 code for a protein of 353 amino acids. Lineage: Eukaryota; Metazoa; Chordata; Actinopteri; Labriformes; Labridae. The transcript is spliced from 3 exons.
AUGGACGCAGCGGACGUAGCCGCUUCAGUGUUGGUUUUGGGGAUUAUUGUUGUGUCGCUGCUGUCCAAUGUUGUGGUGCUGAUCUGCUUUCUCUACAACCCGGAGAUCCGCAAACAGGUACCCGGGCUUUUUAUCCUCAACUUGACGUUUUGCAACCUGUUGCUAAGCGUGUCCAACAUGCCUCUGACUCUGGUCGGGCUCAUCACCGCGGGCCACCCUGGAAACAGCGUUUUCUGUCAGAUCGUGGGAUUCCUCGACACUUUUCUCUCCACAAACUGCAUGCUCAGCAUGGCAGCUCUGAGCAUCGAUAGGUGGGUGGCUGUGGUGUUCCCGUUGAGCUACCACUCCAGGAUCCGGCACCGGGAUGCAGUGAUCGCGCUCGGAUACACGUGGAUUCACUCACUUUGUUUCUCCACGGUGGCCACCUGCCGCUCCUGGGUCGGGUACCAUCACCUUUACGCGUCAUGCACCCUCUGCAAUGUGAGAGCGAAGGGAUCCGGGAUGCAGUUUAUUCUCUUCACCGUGGCUCUGCACUCUCUCACGUUCCUCCUCACGCUCAUAGUGUUGUGUGUAACGUAUCUGAAAGUGCUCAAAGUUGCGAGGUUUCACUGUAAACGCAUCGACGUGAUCACGAUGCAGACGCUGGUGCUGCUGGUGGAUAUUCACCCCAGCGUGCGGCAGAAAUGUUUGGAUGAGCAGAAGCGACGAAGACUUAGGGCCACCAAGAAGAUCAGCACGUUCAUCGGCACAUUCGUGGUGUGCUUCAGCCCUUACGUCAUUACGAGAAUCGUCGAGCUCUUUGCCCCAGGGCCCAUAAGCCCUCACUGGGGCGUGCUGUCCAAAUGUUUGGCCUACAGCAAGGCAGCAAGCGACCCGUUUGUCUACUCACUGCUCCGUCACCAGUACAGGAAGACGUGCAGCCUGCUGGCUAACAAAGUCCUCAAAAGAAGUCAACUCAACUCAUCCUCCCUCAGGAUGGAGAGCAACGCAGGGAGGAGCAGCAACAACGCCAACACAACUAACAACAUCCAACCGGCUAACAACAAGCAACUCAGCCAGUGAAGGGCAACCCUUCAGUGACAAUCAGGGUACUUUCUGUGCUGGAUUUUAUAUCUGACCCUCAUGAUACCCAGUACAUGAUAUCCAUUUGAUGGUGUGGCAUCAAAGCUGAGACUAAAAUGAUGGACUCUGAUGGAAAUGUCAUUUUUCUUACUGUAAAAAAUCAACUAAAAGACCCAAACAGUGUAUUUUCUCUUUUUCACUCAGUGGCACUCAUCCCCAAGAUUAUUUACUCCCACUGUGGGGGCAUGAGUUUAAAAAAUAGGUCACAAAUGCAACAGCAAAUGUCAAAACUCAUUGGUACAAAGCAAAAUAAUUUCCUCUAACAUCUGGGCAUUGCAGUUUAUUUUCAAAUGUUCCUUACAAAGGAGCAAAAGUGAAUUUGUUAGGGACAACCUUCAGCAGCAGAUUUGGUAAAUCAGGGAUCAUGGGAUUAACUUAAACAGGCCUGUGUCCACGGUGAUAAAGG